AUGGUUCGUUUACAAAUUUUACUACUAAUUGUGUCAUCUGUGCUAGCCACAGUCUAUUCAAUAGACAACGAAGAUUUAAAUGGCAAGGAAAAUCUGAAGCCCGAUGAAAAGCUAAUCUCCAGUCUUCUACAAAGACGACGCCACCAAGCUCAUCGUGAAGAAAUCAAAGAACAAGAUGUUGGAAGGUACUUCCGGAGACCACCUCCAAGGCAAACCUUAUCAUCAAAAUUAUCAAUGAAAGUUGAAAAUAAAUAUCAACACGUGCACCCGAACGUGAGACCGUCAGACAAACAAAUCCACUCUAAACAAAACCAUACCAAUGCCGAUGACCUUAGCGUGUCUUCAAAGCCGUCCAUUAAAAAUAUAUCUACGGAACGUGUUACCUUAAAAACUAAAAAUUUAAGCAGAAGAAUACCAUUUGCAAGAAGAUAUCAUCCUGCUGUUACUCAACCAAUUACAACUUUUAACGAUCAUCACCAAGAAGAAGACAAGGUCGAAACUGAAUCUACUUCAACAACUACUCCCACAAAGACAACUACAACAACAACAUCAACUACACCGGAACCUGUGGUCCUUGAUACAACUGAAAAGGAACAAAUAAGAGAAGAAUUUGUUGCGGAUUCCCAAAAUGUUGAUACUUUACCCUUAAAAAAAUUAAAAAUUUCACAAGAGGCUGAUGUAAUGGCUGAAAUCCAAAAUUCUGAAAAAUUGACUGAACCCAAAGUUACUACAACCACAAGUGAACCCAUUUCUUCUACCAAUAAGAAAUUAGAAGAAACUGAAUUCGUCCCAACUUCUAUUGACCUUCCAAAUAUAAUAUCUCACAACCGAAGAAGACGACCACACUUUGCUAAAAAAGUACAUAUGCAACCUAUCACGGAAACAGUGACAGUUAAUGACAAUCUGUCCACUUCCGCACCUACAGUAUAUGCCACUACUGAAACGGAACAAGAAAAGAAAACAAUUCCUCCAUCUCAUGAGUCGGAUUUACCGUCAAUUGUAAUAAAACCAAAAUCACGUCGACGACUUUUGAACAGGGAUUCACUGAAUAGAGGGUCACAAAAAUUUAGUUCGGAAGAGUUAAGAAAACAACAAAUUGAUACAUCUCUAAAUGAACCACAUUCAACUUCAACACAAGGAAUUCCCUCAACUCUGAAAAUUGAAAAAUCAGCAUCACCUUUACCACUGACUUCACCAAAACCACCACCAGUACCCACAUUAUCACCUUGGUACGAUGGUUUUGGUAAAUAA
This is a messenger RNA of Danaus plexippus (monarch butterfly), 1251 nucleotides long. RefSeq names its product mucin-2-like. The transcript has a single exon. Lineage: Eukaryota; Metazoa; Arthropoda; Insecta; Lepidoptera; Nymphalidae. The record is from RefSeq and is a predicted model, not a curated record. Bases 1 to 1251 code for a protein of 416 amino acids.